Molecule: messenger RNA, 1344 nt
Organism: Plasmopara halstedii
Lineage: Eukaryota; Oomycota; Peronosporomycetes; Peronosporales; Peronosporaceae
Exons: 3
Coding region: 1-1344 (447 amino acids)
Biological process (GO): ubiquinone biosynthetic process; cellular respiration
Molecular function (GO): calcium ion binding; ubiquinone binding
Source: RefSeq, a predicted model, not a curated record
AUGUUUGACGUUGUAGCCGAUGUAGCUCGCUACAGUGAAUUUCUGCCUUUUUGUGUUGAAUCGCGCGUGCUGCGGACACCGAAUGAGAACGUAAUGGAAGCAGCUCUUCGUGUGGGCUUUAAGAUCUUUACAGAGUCCUACACAUCUCGCGUUUUCAUGAUCCGGCCUUCUAAAAUUGCGACAAAAGCGAUUGAUUCGCCAACAUUUAAACGAAUCGACAGCGAGUGGCUUUUCAAGCCCUGUGAUACGCCUGGAAGCUGCGAAGUGGACUUUAAAGUGACUUUUGAGGUCUCGUCGUUUUUGCACUCAAAUGCCAUCAAGCUUUUCUUCGAUGAUAUUGCUCGUACUCAACUUAAUGCGUUUAUUGGUCGUGCACGAAAGAUUUAUGGAACAUCACCACGACCAGAGUCCAAUAACUCUACAAAGGCAGAAAUUGCAACGCCAGCAGAAGAGUCUAAAGAGCAGACCAAGAAGAGCACAGACAACAAUGUCUUAAACACUGUAUCUGCCGUAUUGGAACCCGGGGAAAAAGCUGCAGAAGACUCAACAAAUUCAAGUGCAUCGCGUCAAAUAAAAGGAGGGAUCUCGGCUCAAACCUACAGUGAUUUGGCUGCUGUCUUUAACGAUUACGCAGAUAAAGACGGUAAACUUUAUUACGGAGGGUUCACAGCGGCUUGCAUGGCUUUAAGCGACGAGUACGAAGAUCUUAAAGACAUCAGUGAGAGUGCUGCACUAGCUGGAGCAGUAUUUUCGAGCUUUGAGACCCAUGCUACACCAAAAGAUUGGCUGUCGCUCGACGAAUUUGUGGUGGGUGUGUACCUGAUGACUAAAGGCACGUUUGAGCAGAAGGCGCAUAGCCUAUUUGAUAUUGUCAACAAAAGGGGGGAUGGCAAAAUUACCCGUGAGGAACUUACCCAAGCAAUGCAGCAACGAAUUCGCGCGGUAAAGAGGCUGUUUCCGAAGCUUUUGCGUGACCAAGUGCACCUCCAAAUGGUGAACGAGCAUGUGGAAAAACUUUCUACGGUCCAAGAUGCUGCUAUGGCGAGCAGUGUUGAGGCUAUUGAAAAGCUGAUGGAAGAGGUGGAGAACGACAUUCCUCUCGCCGUGAACCAGAUCUUUCGCGAAGUUGAUCUCGAUCAAGAUGACAAUAUUUGCGAGCACGAGUGGAUGUUCGCUUGGCAGGCACAUCCAGAGUUUGUGGAACUAUUGACAAUUGAUGGCAUGAAAAAAAUGGCACAGUGGGCCUCUGUUGUACAAGAAACGAGUGUUGGUAAUAAUGACGUUGAUGAAGACGGGAGUGCAUCUCGACAAAGUCUUGACACUAGGCUCACCUAUGUCGACUAA